Molecule: messenger RNA, 6696 nt
Organism: Seriola aureovittata
Lineage: Eukaryota; Metazoa; Chordata; Actinopteri; Carangiformes; Carangidae
Gene: rnf217
Product: ring finger protein 217
Exons: 7
Coding region: 94-1803 (569 amino acids)
Biological process (GO): ubiquitin-dependent protein catabolic process; protein polyubiquitination; positive regulation of proteasomal ubiquitin-dependent protein catabolic process
Cellular component (GO): cytoplasm; ubiquitin ligase complex
Molecular function (GO): ubiquitin conjugating enzyme binding; zinc ion binding; ubiquitin protein ligase activity
Source: RefSeq, a predicted model, not a curated record
GAAGCAUCGAGCUGCCUGCUUUGUUUUGUUUUGGUUGGAGUUGUGUAAGAGAGCGACAGGCGGAGGUCCGUCCGGGAGAGAGCCGCUCAUCAGAUGGGGAGAGCCAAACCGGGGAUGGAAGAUGACGGACCGAUAGCUGACGCCUGUAAAAUGCCGAGUUUUAUCAGCAGUUUCGAGGAGGGGAGGGUGAAAUUGUCCCGCAACCUCCCGACAGAAACUUCCCUCACGGACGGUAAAGUUGAGCGGCAGGUCAGAGAUUUAAACCGACGUGUCACCAGAUCAAACUCUCGGUUAUCACUCGACGGAGGAGAGAGGGAGUCGGAGGAGAGGAGCAGCGAGGAGGAGAAGGAUGCGGAGGGCAAUAACAACAACAACUGCAACGGCGGAGGAGAGAGGAGGAGGGCGAGCGCUGUCGAGAUUUUGAGGAGGAAUUUCGGGGUGUCAAAGUCUCCCUCUCUCCGUUUGAACACAAGCGGUCGGAUGCAGUGCGGCGCCGAGCUUGAAAACCAUCUAGGAAACGUUAACAACGACGUUACGAACGGUCAUGGAAGUGAGUGUGGCGACUGUAAAAAGUCGGACCGAGAAACGGGCGAAGCUGCGACGAAAAACGAGCCAACCUCGAGCGAGUUAACGACUUCGGAUGCACAUGUAGUUCAGUGCCAUCAUAUAUGUGCCAGUGACAACAACACAGUAAGUUUAGAUGAGUCUUUUAGUGUCAAAGAACACGUCUACUGCACUGUUUACUGCAUCGCCAACGACAGUCAUCAAAAAGACGCUGAUAUCACAAACCGCUACGAUGAGACGGUCACGUCUGACGCACCAGAAAUGGACUUGGAGACAGGACAGGAAGGAGGUUCGAGUCCCGAACCGGCAUUGUAUACUCUGGAAGACCUGGUGGAUCCGUUCGGGGAUAUCUCCCAUCAGCUGUACAGGGCGCAGGCCGGUGCAGAGAGUGCGAUACAGAGUUGCCGGGUGUGCCUGGAAGACAAAACCAUCGCACCUCUGCCCUGCUGCAGGAAGGCCGUGUGUGACGAGUGUCUGAAGCUCUACGUCAGCUCUCAGGUGCGAGUGGCCAAACCUUACAUCAGCUGUCCGAUCACAGAGUGCAGUGGCAACCUGGAGGAGGGAGUGGUGAUUUCCCAUUUGGCCAAUGAGGAUGUGGCAAAAUAUCGUUACUUUUUGGAGCUGAAUCAGCUGGAUUCGAGCACCAAGCCCUGCCCCCAGUGCAGUCAGUUCACCUCUCUGAAGAAGCACAACCCCAACCACUCCGAGCACAAGUACAAGAUCCAGUGUAGCAAUUGCCAGUUUGUGUGGUGCUUUAAAUGCCAUGCGCCCUGGCACAAUGGCCUCAAAUGUCGCGACUACAGAAAAGGAGACAAGCUGCUACGAACAUGGGCAAGUGUCAUUGAACAUGGACAAAGAAACGCCCAGAAAUGUCCACAGUGCAAGAUCCAUAUUCAGCGUACAGAGGGAUGUGACCAUAUGACUUGUACACAGUGUAACACAAACUUCUGCUACCGCUGUGGAGAACGCUAUCGACACCUAAGGUUUUUUGGGGACCAUACAUCCAACCUCAGCGUGUUUGGCUGCAAGUAUCGCUAUCUGCCUGAUAAACCUCAUCUUAGACGGCUCAUUAGAGGCUCUGUCUGUGCCACUAAGGUGCUGAUAGCUCCAGUGGUCAUUCUACUGGUCGUGGUGCUUGGAGCUCUUGCACUGGUGAUAGGUUUGGUAGUUUUCCCGGUCUACUAUGUGUGUAAGAGGAAGAAGAAGCAGCGCACUCAGGGCUCUGGACGGUGGAUCUGACACCUGCCCUGCACUACAUCAAGACCACGCUCACACAGCUUGAAUCGACAACACCCACAUAUCCUCAGGGACAGACAUGCCAGCCUGAGUCAUCGCAAAAGUGUGAGAGGAACAUCAGAAAAUGAACCUGACUUGGAUAUUCAAGCUGAAACAGACAUAAAACCCCUUCUGAAUCCUGGAGGAACUGCUGUUUUGUACAGUGCUGCUCACAUAAUGGAUAGUAAGUGUUUGAAUCCCUUAAAAUGUAACAAACUUUCAUAACUGUUAGGACUUUCCUACUGAUCAACCCUUGUCCCACACACAUUACAGAAAGUUUCAGCAGUGCACAUUUGCGGACGGAGUCAGUUUCGUUUACACCCGCACUUGUGAGAAUACAUUAAAAGAAGAAGCUGGGAGCCCGUUGCUGAUAUGUUACAAAUUAUAGAUUUUGUAGACGAGAGGAUUUGAUAAUGUUGAUUACCAGAAAAAUGUUACAAGGAACGCUCACUGGAGGAAUUCACAGGUGAACAACGCGGAAAUACGAGGAAAUAAUAUCGUCCUUAAUUGUAAAAGUUGCUUGCGCUGCAGGUAGCGAGGAAAAGAUGUAAGAUGGAAGCUGAAUUCGGAACAAGCCAUGGUGGAGAAAUGAGUUCUCACUGAUGCAACAACAACUGGACAUUGACUUUGUUCUUCUUCCUCUGUUGGAAAUGCAGUUUUCAUCGGAUAUUGACAAUUUCCAUUGCAAUUUGUGUUUCUGACAAGCGCACACUGUGGAAAAUAAAAGGACUAAACUUGAAGGAUGAUACUACUCAGACACUGCUAUUCUUGGCUACCCUGAAUAAUACUGACUCUGCCUGAUCUCAAGUUCUUGCUAUAAGGCUUGAAGGUGACUGAAAGUGACCUCUGAAUGAAAUAUUGGAAAACACAGAUAGAAUUUUAGUGAGCCUCCAUUGUUUCUGUUGUGGUUUUCCAUCAACUCCUCUUUCUAUCUGUCUCUGUCUUCCUCACUCUCCUUUCACCCCUCCUCACUGCCUGGCUGGAUGGUGGCUCACACACACACACACACACACACACACACACACACAUGCACCCUCCCUGGCUGGCAGCUCUUCUCUGCUGUGCCCACAUACUGUAUGCCAGUAUCUGCAUCAUCAAAAAAAAAAAGAAAGUCUGCUGUAUGGUAAUUGUGCCAAAACAAAACGCUGAAUGUGGCAGGACAGACAGUUGACCCUGCUCCUUUGUUGUUGUUUUUUUUUGUUUUUUAGGGGUUGCCUUUUGCGGAGGUUUAGGUGGUGAUGCUGUCAGUGUAUUGUGGAGUCUGCACAAGGUCACACAGGUUGUUGGCAUAAUUAUGCAAAAGACGUUUGGAAACCGUUCAGAAGUGCUUAUGCAAAGGCUAAGACUUAAAAUGACUGAACAUACUGUUGCAAAUGGUCCCAGCAGAUAAACAGAAGGUUUGACUUUGCUUUUUGAGGUAGUGUGGAUGGCGGUUUGCCAAAAAGGUAAACAGGAUGCUAGAUUUUUAAAAUAUGAGUAUAGACGCUAGAUCAGGUUGCUGUGCACUGAAUAUAUGGUAAAUUACGCAAAUGUAAGUUAUAAGGUUAUCAGGUUUUCAAGCUUUUCAAGAAUUGAUAUGAAAAUGUUUGGUAUUGUUUCAGUUUUUUUUGCAGUGAAAGGAGGAUUUCUGUCUGUCAGAGUUUGCAUAGUGGUUUUUAACAUAGACACAUACACACACCCUCUUAACUCAUUCACACUGGCAUAUACGAAAGCACACACGUGGGGUGCUGCCAGGAAACAGGAGAUUUUCAAGAGCUUUAAAGUUCGUCACCUGGCAGCAGCCAGCUCGCUGUCCUUCACUUAUCCCUCUUUUCUCCUCCCUGCUGUCAUUCCUCAAUUUUUGUGUUACUGCUUCUUUUUUUUUUUUUUUUUUACCCCUAUGAUCUCUCACUUUUCUAACAUCUCUUGUCCAUGCUGUCCUCUGAGGUGUAACUGGAUUUACAUCCCUCUGACCUCAGCUGUGAGUGGAGGUGACAGUUACAGUACAAAAAAGGCUCAGUUGGGAAAACAGGGGGUGCACACCCACUGGAGCUGUAGCUGCUGUUCACCCACAAAAAGCAAUCCAAACUGGAUGCUUUUGAGCCUCUGAUAUGUGAAAAAAUAACUCAGAGCUACCAGUGGUGCACGCUGCGGUCAAGUACACCUGUCACAGAUUUUUAUUGUGUGUUUUUUUCCCACCACUUCAUGGAGCGAGCUACCUGUUUUUGCUAUGUUGCUCUUUCAUGAGAGGCUUACGAAGGAGAGACUGUAGGAAAACAAGAAGAGGAGGAAAAGCACAAUACGUCUGCACAUAAGGGAUGUUACAGCACAGUGAGAAAAAGAUAUGGAAUGAUACAACAAUGAAAGGUUGAGGGGGAAACUAUAGUUUGUUUUUAUAAGUGCAUUUUCAAAUCCGUAGUGGUUACCAGUGGAAUAUAACCUGAUUGUUACAGCACGUUUCAUCACUGAAUCUUCACUAAAUCCAGGAUUUAAGGCAUGAAGGAAAAGCAGCGUUGAUGUUCAUGCAUGUGGGACAUUUUUACAGAGCAAUGCCAUUAGCUUGGCUUUAUCCCAGGGAUCUGAAACAUUUUUCUACAUCUGGGAUUUAAUUUAAAAAAAAAAACAACUGUCAAGUGCAGUCAAACUGUACAGACAAAGUUCCUAAAGGACACACAGAAUAUAUUGUUACACACUGAUUUCAGCAGCCAUAAGAGGUCCUGAAUCUGGGUUUAAAUGCACUCUCAGGGAGUCUGUUUUCUGUUCACUGUACCCAGAGCUCUUCAUCUACAUGAGCUGUGCCACAGAAAUCGCUGAACAGCACUGCAGAUUCAAAAUGCUUCCUGAUAGGUUCGCCUAGAGCUGCUUAGCAACCAUAUUUAAUUCCAGGAAAUAAAGGACACUCGAGUGUCAAAAGAGAUCCAAAUAUCUCAGUGUUGCAAACACUGUCUGUGUUUCCCAGCCUCCCUCAGCUGCGUUGUGAACCCUCUGUGGAGAUCAGGGGUUGAAGCUGGGAAGAAAAAAUGUGUGUUAGUGAGUCAGCACUGGGAAAUUGAAUGUGUAAGUUAUGCGCCAAACACAAAAUACUGAAACCAUUGUUGACUUGCAAUGUUUUAUCGUAUACAUGUUUAAUCUAACUGCUCGGCUAGUACUACACUGACAUAUUAAAUUUCUCCUUUUUUUUUUUUUUGAUUGACAUAAGACUGACUGACAGAGUAUGAUGGAUAUUUGUAUUUUAACUUGUCAUCAGCACAGAGAAAUGUAUCAGCAGAGUGAACUGAAAAUCUAUUCACUAGGGGCUGUUUUUCUUCGUGAUAUGAACGCAUAUUUGAAACAGUUUCCACAAUAUAUUACCAAAAAAGCUGCCCCGUAGUGUAUAAUGUAUCACUGCUGAAAUGACUGAUCUAUUGAUUAUUGUCAAAAAAUAACAUAUGGCAUCUUUGAUAAUUGAUUAAUCAUACACAUAAUUUAUCAGGUAACUAACAUUUGUUCAGAUGAGGCAAGGAGCUUCUUAGAAGCGAGAGUUUAUAGUCAGAUUUAUUUGGCAAUUUGGCUGUCAGACAGUCUUUGCAAAUAUGAAUUGCUUCCAUCUGUCUAGCUACAGGACAAACGUAAAUGAAUAAGGUUUUCUAAAAGGUUGGUAUUUGUCACAGAUAUCCACCCAAAUCUGAUUCCUCACCCUUUUAUUCAUGUGAUGCAAUGUAAAUAUUCCAUGUCAAAAUGCCAUCACUGCUGUGUUUUAUUAUUGUAUUACUACAUAUUACUGAAUUCAUCACUGAUAUUUAUCAAAACCCUAGACAACUCUUUGGUUCAAGCUUUAUAUGCACAAAAAAGAUCUAUAUUAAUUCAGUCAGUGACAUGAGAGUUGUUUUAGCCAGUGAUUUUCUUUUGCUGUGGUGUAUUGGCUGGCUGAUGCCCCUGGCCUUUUAGUUUGUGUAACAGUCCCAGUGAUACUGGCUUAAAAUAUGCAAUGGUGCCUUCACAGCCACUAUAGAUCAGGGUUUGCCAGCCUGUGGUUCAAGCCCCCUGUGUGACUCCAAAGAUUACAGAUGGGGGUAAAAUAUAUCACAGCCUCGCCAAGGUGCGGAUGUCUUAGAAGAGCUCAAGCAAAGAUAACAUAGAACUCCUCAUGUAAGAGAAAAGUACAUGGAAUGACAGUUGAAUAUAGCUGUGGGUCUGUUACCCCAGUGUCCAGUACAGUCAUGCCUUUGUUUUUAGUAGAAAUUAAUAAAUUAAACCAAACAUCUAAAUAUUUACAGGUACCACAAUUCAGUGUGUCAGCUACAUCCCAGAUACUAUAUUAGAUACAAUAUUUUUGCAAAAGUGAUACUGUCACGUUAUUCUGGCUCAUGCUAACCUCACUCAUGUGAUUCUGUAGAUUAAAAUGAGGAAACAGUAGCACAGUGGUCCCUGUUUCCAACAUUAGAUGACUUUCAUAAGGCUGGUGUGGAACUUACAGGAGGAAGGUGUUUAUACCAAAAAGAUGUGUCAACUGCAGCAAAUCAAAUGUAUUGUUAGGGAUGAUACAUAUAGGUUACUUUCAACUCAGGAGGUCUGUGGAUAUUCAGUUUGCAGUACAGUGUAUUAUCUGUAACAUCAGAAAGGGUUUUCCUUAUCUAAACAUAUACUUGCUGGGAAAACAGCAGUAUAUUUAUUAUGUAUACACCACUUUGUUUUCAAUGGUAUUUCUAUUCAAAGAAAUCUUAAGUCUUUUACUUGAUUCGAGUGCUCCUUAUUUGCCAACAAUCCAGGAACACACUCUUCCGCCUGCUGCCACUGUUUAAAAUGUCUGCUGAUAUUAUCAUUGCUCACUUAGCCACAAACACUGUUUUCAUCUGAGGAUCUGAUGGAGAAUAAAUUCAACUGGGUCAAAUGCCAAAA